Messenger RNA from Rhincodon typus (whale shark), 924 nucleotides. RefSeq names its product gap junction delta-2 protein-like. The record is from RefSeq and is a predicted model, not a curated record. Lineage: Eukaryota; Metazoa; Chordata; Chondrichthyes; Orectolobiformes; Rhincodontidae. Gene Ontology annotation, biological process: cell communication. The coding region runs from base 1 to 924 and encodes 307 amino acids. The transcript is spliced from 2 exons. Gene Ontology annotation, cellular component: connexin complex.
AUGGGUGAGUGGACAAUUUUGGAGAGGCUCCUGGAAGCUGCAGUCCAACAACACUCUACUAUGAUCGGAAGGAUCCUCCUCACAGUGGUGGUGAUCUUCCGAAUCCUAAUUGUUGCCAUAGUAGGGGAGACAGUCUAUGAAGACGAGCAGGCCAUGUUCAUGUGCAACACUCUUCAGCCGGGCUGUAACCAGGCAUGUUACGACAGAGCUUUCCCCAUCUCCCACAUCAGAUACUGGGUCUUCCAGAUCAUCCUGGUGUGCACGCCUAGCCUCUGCUUCAUCACGUACUCUGUGCACCAAUUGUCUAAGCAGAAGGAAAAACGUUUCUCCAUGCUCUGUCCACUUCUGGAUCGGGAUUCCACCAGGGUUUCCACGGAACAGAAGGAGGACAAAAGGCCAAGAUGUAGUCUUGUCAAUGGGAUCCUGGGCCAGAGUCCUGAGGGAUAUCCAAAGGCACUGGAUGUAGACUACAUGGAGGGAAAGAAGCUGUCUAAUCUCUCAAGUUGGAUCAGUAGCAAAAGCAUGAAGAUGAAAUGUCAGGAGGGCAUCUCGAGAUUUUACAUUAUCCAGGUAGUCUUCAGGAAUGCCUUGGAGAUCGGCUUCUUGAUGGGACAGUACUUCCUCUACGGGUUCAGUGUUCCUGCGAUCUUUGAGUGUGACCGGUAUCCAUGUGUUAAGGAGGUGGAAUGUUAUGUGUCCCGACCAACGGAAAAGACAGUCUUCCUGGUCUUCAUGUUUGCCGUCAGUGGCAUCUGUGUGGCUCUGAACCUAGCGGAGCUCAACCAUUUGGGCUGGAGGAAGAUCAAGGUGGCCGUCAGAGGGGUACAAGCCAAGAGGAGGUCCGCGUUUGAGGUUAGGAAGAAGGUCCUGCCGUAUUUCGGCAGCCAGGGGAGGACCCAAUCCAGUGAGUCUGCGUAUGUCUGA